AUGCCCAAGACGAUGCCAAAAAGCUUGACUCUCCUCUGUGAGUGGGGACUGAUCCCUGCAUUGUUGGCCUCCAUUGCCCUAAGCAGCGCCUCGCCCACCAUCUACUUUCCCGACGCUGCUACGACCUCCGUCUACUCGGCGGAGACGAGUCUCCCUUACCACAAAAAUGCGUCUUAUCCAUACCUCGGACAAGCUCCGGCUAAAAUUGCUUUCCCCUUGUCGCCUUCGCCAAAGGGCCCAAAAUGCGUGGUAACACCCUUGGGUUGGGGUCAGGAUGACUCUUCUCAGAUUCUCGCCGCGGUGGAAAAGUGCGGUGUCAAUGGCACCAUCACCCUGCCUGCCCCGUAUGUGUACACGAUCUCUCGUCGGAUGUACAUGAAGCUUGAGAAUGCCCGCCUCGAGGUCUUUGGGACGCUCUCAUUCACCCCCGACCUGGUCUACUGGAUCGACAAUUCAUUCCGCGUGGAGUUCCAGAAUCAAUCCACCGGCUGGAUCGUCGAGGGCCACGACUUCGAGAUCGAUGGAGGAGGCUGGAUGCGGGGCGGAGUGGACGGCAACGGCCAAGCAUGGAUGACCCAUGCAGCCGGACACUCCAAUCAAUUUGGCCGUCCCAUUGUCCUCUCCAUCUACAAUUCGUCCAAUGUUAUUGUGACCAACUUCUCCAUACGCCAGCCUCAGUUCUGGUCCUUCUGGGUCCAGGAUUCGUACAACGUGGAACUGAGCAGGGUAUAUAUCAAUGGCACCAACACCGACCCGUACGGCAACUCCUCCAAUUACGAAACUAAUAUUGACGGCCUGGACACCUUGCGCGUUGACCAACUGCUCGUCAAGGACUGGCAAUUCCAUGGCGGGGAUGACUGUCUCGCUCUCAAGGGCAACACAACGAACGUGGUCAUCAGCAACAUGACAUGCGCUGGUGGAGGAAUUGCCUUUGGUUCCAUCGGCCAAUACGUCGAUUCACCGGACUAUAUCUUCAAUGUGACCGCGACCAAUAUAUCCGUCUCUCAAGAUGUCAGUCCGCGCACCGGUGGAGCCGCAGUGGGCGGAGGGGCAUACUUCAAAUCGUGGGUCGGGAAAGAAGAGGGUGUCCCUCCUCAAGGUGGUGGAGGUGGCACAGGCAGAGUCUCCAAUAUCAGCUUCACGGGCCUCACCACCCACAACGUCAGUCAAGCCGUGUAUAUCAACAAGUGCUAUUUCAAGGUUCCCGAUCAAGCGCACUAUUGCGACACCAGCACUCUGGAGUUUGAAAAUUUACAUUUCUCAGACGUUUCGGGAACGGUCAGCGGCAAGGUUGGAGCGGCCUUGAAUUGUUCAGCCGCCGCGCCAUGUACCAAUAUCGAGUUCCAAAACGUGCAUUUGGCCAAUUCCGGAACGAAUGCGUCUGUCAAUGGCACCUGCGUGAAUGCAAAGAAUGUCGUGGGCAUGAAAUGUAACAGCACGUUAACUUGA
Molecule: messenger RNA, 1449 nt
Organism: Rhinocladiella mackenziei CBS 650.93
Lineage: Eukaryota; Fungi; Ascomycota; Eurotiomycetes; Chaetothyriales; Herpotrichiellaceae
Exons: 1
Coding region: 1-1449 (482 amino acids)
Biological process (GO): carbohydrate metabolic process
Molecular function (GO): polygalacturonase activity
Source: RefSeq, a predicted model, not a curated record